UGUGCUUCCGGGCCGGUCCGAUCGGGAUCGGGAUCGCCGCGGCCGUUGCCGAGCCCCAGCCCCCCCUCCGCCCGCCCGCCCGCCCGGCGCCAUGAACCGCUUCUUCGGCAAGGCCAAGCCCAAGGCACCGCCGCCCAGCCUCACGGACUGCAUCGGCACGGUGGAUAGCAGAGCUGAGUCGAUAGAUAAGAAAAUCGCGAGGCUCGAUGCUGAACUAGUGAAGUAUAAGGAUCAAAUGAAGAAGAUGAGAGAGGGGCCUGCAAAGAAUACCGUAAAGCAGAAAGCGUUGAGAGUGUUAAAGCAGAAGCGAAUGUAUGAACAACAGCGGGAUAAUCUGUCACAGCAGUCUUUUAAUAUGGAACAAGCUAAUUACACCAUUCAGGCACUGAAAGAUACAAAGACAACGGUUGACGCAAUGAAACUGGGGGUGAAAGAAAUGAAGAAAGCUUACAAGCAAGUCAAAAUUGAUCAAAUAGAGGAUAUACAAGAUCAGUUGGAGGAUAUGAUGGAAGAAGCCAAUGAAGUCCAGGAAGCAUUGAGUCGUAGCUAUGGAACACCAGAGAUUGAUGAAGAUGACUUGGAAGCAGAACUGGAUGCACUGGGUGAUGAGCUUUUGGCUGAUGAAGACAAUUCCUACUUAGACGAAGCUGCAUCUGCUCCAGCAAUCCCAGAGGGCACUCCUGUUGACACAAAAAACAAAGAUGGCGUAUUGGUGGAUGAAUUUGGAUUGCCAAAGAUCCCUGCAACAUAAAUGUUCCAAAAGCACGAUGGAUACAAUGAACUACACUUUACAAAUCAGAAUUAAGAUUAUUGUUAUUAUUUUUGAAAAUCCUGGAGAACUUGUCCUUCCAGUGUAACCUUAAUAUCACUACAUCCUAGAAUGCAACAUGGCUGGUGGUGGUCUUUCUUUGAAGAAAGUUGUUCUACUACUGACUUUUCUAUUAAUGGAAAAACGUGGCACAGUUUCCUUCAGUGGAAGCAGUCGGUCUAAUAGGUUUUGAUUUUCCGUGUCAUGGACAAAGUCGUACGUGAAGAAUAGUGGUGACUGUUCAUAGCUGAGUUCUGUUCUGAUUUUGUGUUAGUUAUGAGAAAGAGAAACAAGACAGUCUGUUGCUGCUUUCUCUGUGUAAAAUAGCUCCCUCACGCUUCUUUGAUAAAAGAACUGAAAACAUUUUUAAACUACUUCAGCCUUGAGACUUUUAUGCUGUCGUACUUGUAACCUUCAAAGCUGUAACAAAUAGGGUUCUCGUUAACUUUAUGUAUUCUUAUUGACAUAAAAUCGCUUAGAGUAGCCGA
Oxyura jamaicensis (ruddy duck) is the source of this 1296-nucleotide messenger RNA. It is a transcript of the gene CHMP5, whose product is annotated as charged multivesicular body protein 5. Gene Ontology annotation, cellular component: multivesicular body. NCBI's taxonomy places the organism in Eukaryota, Metazoa, Chordata, Aves, Anseriformes, Anatidae. Gene Ontology annotation, biological process: vesicle budding from membrane; late endosome to vacuole transport via multivesicular body sorting pathway. The transcript is spliced from 8 exons. The record is from RefSeq and is a predicted model, not a curated record. Bases 92 to 751 code for a protein of 219 amino acids.